ACGUGGUGGUUUUGUCCACCAUGAAUUUCUCUCUGCCAUAUUUAAUUGGUAUUUUAACCAAGUUCGAGCCGACUUUGGCAGACACGGCUUCUUUAAUUGCAAAUUCUGAAUUCGAAUACCGAAAAACAACUUCAAUAGUAUGGCAACAAGCUGAUUUUGACCAAGUUACAAAAUUCCUGUCAAUUUACCAUGGAAGUGUAAAAUCAAUUCACAUAUACGAGAACCAGAACCGAUCUAUAGACAUACAACAAGCGAUCCUGUUUGUAACGUCAUCCUACGAAUUCCAUAAAUUCGUGGGGAAUUUACCUAAAAAUGUUAGUUCUCCGAGCAAAAUCGUAACAGUUGUAACGACUCCCAUCCUAGAUCUCAGUAAUAUUACGAAGAUAGCUUGGAAAUAUCAUAUUACGGAUUUACUAAUUCUGAUUCAAAAUGAGAACCAAUCUGAAAUGUACACGUACUAUCCCUACAGCAAUAAUGGUUGUGGAAACACUAGUCCAAUUAAAGUGGAUUUCAAAGAAAGCUUUUUCCCGAGCAAGUUUAAAAAUCUACUCGGAUGCCAAACUCGAGUGGGAACGUGGACAGCAGUUGUUAAGCCCUAUUUUAAAGUAAAUUGUGUUAACGGUACAUCUCCUUUCUUUAAAGGAAUCUUCGGUAACCUGUUCAUGCUGAUAGCCCAACACAUGAAUACCACAGUGAAAGUGUUAUGUGUGAGUUACGACACCAUAUAUUCGUUGAAUGAAGGAGAUAUCCAUGUCCUCGCGCCGGUGAUAUCCGAAGAUUGGCAUACUUCGGUAUACCAGACCACAGGAAUAAGUCACUUCUUUGAGAUCGUUUGGUGUGGACCUCCGCAGCGGGAAAUCCACGCUUGGAUUAAAGUGUUGGUGCCUUUCAUGAAUAUAAUUAUAGUUCUACUCUGUGCCACAUUUAUAGCGCUUGUAGUGCUACUAAAGAUCAUUAGCAAGAUUGAACCAAUCAACAAGAGCUUUCACAUAGUUUGGAACAUCUUAGCGAUUCUCUUAGGGCAAGAGGCGAAAAUUGUAACACAAUCUCGCUUGGUGAAUUUCCUUUUUGCGCUUUGGAUUUGGUUCAGUAUGGUGGUAACCACUGCUUACAACGGGCUAUUAGUAAAAAGUUUGCAGACGAAACUUCUGGAGCCGCGGUUCGACACAGCUGCGAAUGCUGUUAAUUUAGUAGACGGCUAUGGAGGAGCCGAGUGGUAUAAGGCAUGGUAUAAAGGCACUCCUAUUUGGAAUGGAUUUGAGGAGAUCACCUUAGUUGAAGAAGUCGAAAACCCGAUCCGCAUAUCGCAGGGUAAGAGAUAUCUUCUUUUGACUGAAAGAUUGAUGUUGUUAGGCUAUCGUUUGCAAAUCUUGGAGGGCACCGUAGGCAUACAGGCUACUACGACAGUUGUUCGCGCCCGAUGGGGAGGCGGAGUAAUAAUGAGAACCGCGCAAAGCAGGCUUAUAGAAGGCGGUUUUUUACAGAAACUCAUUCGAGACGAAGAACUUGCGGUUGUCUUGAGGGAAGCCAAGCUGAGCAGAAACUCUUCUGACACGGACGCUGGACAUUUAGACAUCAUAAAGCUUAGCUCUUGUUUCUUUUUUUUAGGGAUCAUGUGGCUGGUGUGUUAUUUAAUUUUACUAUUAGAGAUUGUUCAUCAUUGGCUCCAGUCAAAGAAAAACAUGUCAAAGAAAAUUCAGGCUAAACUGUUUUAA
Molecule: messenger RNA, 1715 nt
Organism: Cydia amplana
Lineage: Eukaryota; Metazoa; Arthropoda; Insecta; Lepidoptera; Tortricidae
Exons: 1
Coding region: 21-1715 (564 amino acids)
Source: RefSeq, a predicted model, not a curated record